AUGGAUAUUUCAAUUCAACUAGAUCACCCAAAGGCCAUCUUCAGCAAUGGCGACUCGAUCACGGGCAACAUCGUCAUUUACUGCCCUGCGAGUGUUACCACUGUUUCGAAAAUUACAGCAACGUUAGUCGGCGAGAGUAUACUCUCUUAUACCGACAUAAGCGGCUUGUUGAUCGACCGGAAGCAGCAGGAUAAGCAUCGUAUCCCUGAUGAGGCAGAGUGUAGCUCAUGUCCUCCGGAUUCACCAUUUAUAUUGCCCGCAUAUGAUGAGAAAUAUGCAGACCAAUCGACAUUCUCUUCGCGCAAUAUGCUACCACCGUCGAUGCACAAUCUUGUCGACGGGGCGGCGGUCUCAUAUCGUAUUGACGUAGCAGUAACCAGCAUGCGCAAUAUCUUCAAAUCAACAAUGAAAAAGAACUUGAACAUCACAGUAUGGCCCAUGGAAACACAUCAUCAAUCUCUUGACUCCAUGUCCGAAAAACCCAGCGCACUCCCCUGCGUAAAGUCAGUACAAGCAACCAUCAUAGGCCCAUAUACCCAUCUCUCAACACCACACAAUUCUCCAACCGAAUCCAUGCAUCGCCUCUCCACAACCGCCUCCGCAGCUCAAAUAUCGAUUUCCGCUCACUUCCUUCCGAACUACUCUCUCCUGCGUAACCGCCACAUGACCAUGCGACUCAGCAUCUUGAAAAUCAACUCCUUCGCCUACGACCUCUACCUCCAGUCUUUUCAGAUGCUGUUGGUUGGGUACACAGAUAUCAAAGCCAAGAGCCCAUCUCCAACGGAUACACAGAUCUCGUGCUGGACAAUUCAAAGCAUGAGUAACAUUGGUUUACCCGUACUCCACAACUUUGAGGACGUCGGCGCCGAACGGGAGAUUGAUAGGAAUCUAUGGGAGGGCGAGGCGCUGCCAGACAUCAUUGUACCAAGUUUCGACUCGUGUGGGUUGGUGAGAAGGUAUGAGCUGGAUAUCUCGAUGGGAUUUCAGUGUCGGGGGGCACAGGAUCAGGCUGGUCGGAUACUAUUUGUUCAGUUGAGAACACCCGUACAUAUCUCCUCUGGGAUACUUCCUGGUCGGCAGCUUGGAAAUGGGUAUGAUAAGAAGUUGUUCCUGGAUGGAGAGCUGGUGCCCAUCAACAUGCGUUCGGAAGAAGACUUGGGUAUACAUGACGAGCACCGGUAUAGCACUACCCAGCGUGCGGAUGCCGCGCUUGGACACGACGCCAUACCGAUGGGUCUGCCGCCUACGUACGAAGAAGCUACCAUGGUGUCUCGGCGAUCGAUUGAUACGGUGCUGGCGCAUGGUAGGAUGAAGUAG
Molecule: messenger RNA, 1317 nt
Organism: Alternaria atra
Lineage: Eukaryota; Fungi; Ascomycota; Dothideomycetes; Pleosporales; Pleosporaceae
Exons: 4
Coding region: 1-1317 (438 amino acids)
Source: RefSeq, a predicted model, not a curated record